AUGAGUCUAAUAUUAUGUUUGGCGCGCAAGCAAUAUCGCGCCACAAUUCUAGAGCACAAUAAAAGGAUUUUUGUGAAACUUGAACGACAGCUAGUCUCCGACUGGCUGCCAAUCGGUGAAAAGUACCUUCCUGGGGUGUGUCGCACAGACGUUUGUAUCGCUGCACUAGGAGAGUAUGUGCUUAUUUACGAUGGUAGUAGCGAUGUUCUCUUCGUUCUUGAUACAAAGCUCAACUUUAUAACUUGUCUCAGGGGAGCCCUGCAGCUUGACUUGACAAAGGCCUCUCCAAUCCGUUACAGAUCUUUCUUCUUGCUCACUGAAGAAAGCCGUCUGGUGCUGCUCUAUGAAAAGUUCCACAGGAAGCACAAUAUGACCCAUCGCUGUGUUGUCCAAGGUGAGUUUGUCUACAUCUCUACUACCACUCCCACUAUGCUGUUAGAGCCAUGCAUGACCACUCCAUGUCUUACUUUUCAAUCAUACACUGAAACAGAAAUAUGCAACUACAGCAAGAUAAGGGGGGCAGCCCUCUGUGAUGGUACCAUUUAUGCCCUCGUCAAAGAGCCCUUAGCGCCAAAGUACUCCGUCGCUGUGUAUUCUGCUCUCAAGUCUACUAAGGUCAGUGUGCCUAGUUGGAACGUGAUCCUUCGCAACGUUGGACUUAUGCACUUCUUUGUUUAUAAGCACCAGCUGUUUGCUUUAGAAUUUGACGUCUAUAACUCAGUAAUUUACCACUUCGUUCCAGGAGAACCGUACAGAAUCCAGUAUGUCUGCACGAAGAUACCGCUUCAGACGGAAAAGCGGAAGACUAGCAUAUAUGCCAAUAAAGGCUUCAUUUACACUGACUCUGACAAGCUUUUGUUACGGUUAAAUAAGUUUAUCUUUGUUUAG
Messenger RNA from Giardia duodenalis, 888 nucleotides. RefSeq lists its product as uncharacterized. The transcript has a single exon. Lineage: Eukaryota; Fornicata; Diplomonadida; Hexamitidae. The record is from RefSeq and is a predicted model, not a curated record. The coding region runs from base 1 to 888 and encodes 295 amino acids.